Molecule: messenger RNA, 1712 nt
Organism: Bufo gargarizans (Asiatic toad)
Lineage: Eukaryota; Metazoa; Chordata; Amphibia; Anura; Bufonidae
Gene: BCAS4
Product: breast carcinoma amplified sequence 4
Exons: 6
Coding region: 123-602 (159 amino acids)
Cellular component (GO): BLOC-1 complex
Source: RefSeq, a predicted model, not a curated record
GGAAUGACCAACCACCAGAGUCGGUGUCUGAGGGCAGGACGCCGCGGGAAUCAGCAUGGAGGCCUGCAGGAGAGCCGGACCUCUGGGGGAACCCACAGGAACAGCCAGAAUUGGCACUUGAGAUGUUGGGAGCCCCCUGCCCGUCGGAAAGCAGAUCUGAGACUGAUGGCCAUCAGUAUGCCACCCUGGUCAAUGCUGACACAAGUGCAGAGGCCCAGGAUUUGGAACUUUCUAUAGAAGAAAUGCUGAUCCGACUAGAUGAGUUCUGCGCCAUGAUGGACAGGAUCAGAAGUGAAACAUCCCUCAUCCUAGACGACCGAAUUCCAGCGAUUAAACUCCGAGUGGAGGAAAUGAACAAGAUCUACUGUCAGGUGGAGAAACUGGAGUCAUUUGUGAAGAUGGUUAGACAUCAUGUAUCUUACCUGGAGGAGGAGCUGAUCCGAGCAGAGUCGGAUAACAUGUCCUUCCCACGUGCCAUCAGCAGGGUCCUGGCAGGAGCUAUUCUCCCGGUGUUCCGACAGGUUAAAACAGGGGAAAAAAAACUUCUCAUCUUAAGUAAAUACUCCAGACAUUGUAAUUUGGGCCACAUGGGAGCUGCUUGACCACUGCAGGAAAGGGUUCACCAUUGCAUUGUAGUAAUUAUACACUUUGAUUGACAGCUCUCCUCCAUACAGAAUCUGUAGUUAAUGACCAGACCCAGACAUGGAGACAGAAUGUCUAAUGGUUCCCCACCACCGCAGAAAAAAAAAAACAACAACCAUGUAAAUCUAUUCCAUUCUGUGUCCUGGUUGUCAUCUUCCUUCCUCAGCCAACCAGGACUGGGAAUACUGUAUGUGCGGUACAGUCAUUUUAGUGGCAUCAACACAGGAUCAUGCAGAUCCAGUGAUGUCACCCAUCAGCAGCAUUUUCAGUGGUAUUGUAACCCUAUCACAUAUCUCUUGUCAUGGUGCUGUAGUUACGGCAAGGUGGGUCCCUUGGCGUAGGAUAUCGUUUUGCUGCCUUGUCUGCCCCAUUUCCCAGUAUAUGCUGUGUGCUAAAUUAAGGUUCCUGUAUUUUUAUUUCAUCUCAUUUGGUAUUUUGCCAUCUCUGAUCUGUCGCCACAUACAGACGACACUUCACCCCCCCACUGUUGUGUCUCCAGUGCCAUCUGUGCCCUCCCACCCCUGCAGGGCCUCUUGUUUCCCCAGGGCACAUUCACAUGUGCUGUGUUUUGGGGAUUUUAUUUUCUUUGCACACUUUUUUUUUUUAAAUCUAUUGGGUCAAGAGUCGUGCAAACUAAAAUCUAUUACUGGCAUAGGUAUUAUUCAGGAGGAAGAGUAGUUUGGGGACCCCAGUGAUGAUGAGAGGAUGCCCAUGAGAAUAUGGCUGCUGCUCUCAGUCUGUGACCAAUGCCUCAUGGAGUUAGAGGUGUUUGGUUUGAAGAACCUGGUGAUCUGAUGGACGGGAGUGGUUAGGUGCUCUGCCAGUUUAAUGCAGGUAAAUCUGCUGCUCAGGUUGCAGAUUGUCCCUGAGAGAUUGUCUAAAACUUUGUAAAAUAUUGCAAGAAAAUUUAGACUAGCACAACCAUAAAGCUAGCAUAUAAACAGCAAACAAAAUAUGGCAGCACACUGUUAUACAUGCAAACAAAAGCACUAGGGAUUAGAGAUUAUUCUGGAUUACAGUGGUACUAUACAUGAAAAAUGAAGCUCUAUCAUCUACCAUCAACAAGGCUU